Molecule: messenger RNA, 1620 nt
Organism: Fusarium verticillioides 7600
Lineage: Eukaryota; Fungi; Ascomycota; Sordariomycetes; Hypocreales; Nectriaceae
Exons: 5
Coding region: 1-1620 (539 amino acids)
Molecular function (GO): protein binding
Source: RefSeq, a predicted model, not a curated record
AUGCUUCCUAACUUUGGGCACGACUAUGGUAACAUUGCGUCAAUGAACUAUGAGGGGGACAUCGAGGUAUUGAUAUCUGAUUUUAAAAGUCCAAACUAUGCGUCAGAUAUGCUCAGUGCGAAUCCUUUUGAGAUCCCCGCCCUCAGGAAGUCCAUUAACUUCGCUGCCCGUAUGCAGCAGGAUGCGUUUCAGUCCAUUCUCGACCGAUCAACCCUCAGCGCAGACAAGGAUGUCUUCAAUUACUUCCCUCCAGAGAUCCUUGAGAGGAUUGUGAUGUUUCUUCCAUCUCCUGACGUUCACUCUCUCCGCCUAGCAUCUCGUGUAUUCGCAACUCUCAGCCUGUCCGAACGCUUCUGGGCUUCACGAUUUUUAGAGGGGCACGAGUUUGACUACCUGCCUGAAGUCUUCGCGACCCCCCCAACAUCAUGGAGGGCUCUCUAUCUCUCACUUCACAUCUGGGCGUCUGAAAACAGCGGAAUGGGCAACCGCAGCCGUGUCUGGCUAUCCGUCAAAGACCUCCACGAAACACUUGGCCAGAUGAAAAAUGUGGAAUGCCUUGGGAACGUCAUCAGCACGGCUCUUGAGCCCGAGGCACCAAAGUCCAUGCCGGAACGUGAGUCCUUGAUUACUGCAGAAAGAUAUAUUUUCGAACCGGGAACUCACUUCAUGGGCGGCUCUCGUGUACUGCGAGCCCGGUCCGCAGAAUUCCCCCAGCAUCUCAAGAUGAUGCUCAUGUCUGUAUCAUUUGUUGACACUCCAGCUGGGCUAUUCAUCUCUGGGCUCAUGUUUGUUGGCGCUGAUGGCGUGUUUGAGUCUCUGGGAUACACUCACAAGUCCCAAAUGGAACACAUAACGCUUCCCGAAGAUCAACAUGUCAAAGGUUUCGAAGUGGCCUUCGACUGGGCUGGAGAUCCGGCGGACUACCCCAGGAGACGUCUCACCGAUGUCGAGGGCAUUUCCCUCAUCGUUGCCCAAUUCGAUGCGCUUAAACUUGUGUCGUUAAGCCGGGAUCGUAUAACAAAGAAACUGCAAGAACCGAGCGACAGAUUGCUCUGGCAUCCCGAAAUCCCAUCUUCCGAAAUAUUCUUGGACGGACUACGACCCCUCGACGAAGAUGUCAGCUCCGACGUUCCCAUCAUGACAGUUUUCUUUGGCGAGAACGACGGUCGAUACAUACGACAAAUGACGGCGAUAAACACCCACAUCUUCGACUGGUGUCACGUUAACCGCCUCAGCUUUGAGUUCAUGGACGAUAGUAUAGAGCGAUGUCUUGGAGAUGUUGAGUAUGAAAUAGAGCAAUCCGAUCGCGUGCCGUUAAGAUUCCCAGACCACGGCAAUUCCAUGGGACACUUGGAAAUUGACGGCGGAAGUGGUGAAGAGAUUGAGAGCCUCGAGGUUCAGUUUGACGAAGAUAUUAUCUUUGAACUCAAGUUCAAUCUCAACACCAAUCGUACUGAGCUUGUGAGCAACGGUGACGAUCCCUUUGAUGUGCCGUGGACCAAGGUUACUCCGCGUGGUAAAAAGAUCAUUGGCAUGUUUUCGCAGGGCGCUAAGAAUCGAUGGGGUGCCAAGACGUUCCAUAAUUUGGGCUUCAUUUCUACUAACGAGGAACAGGAAUAG